AUGGGCCGGGUUUGCAAAGCGGACAGCCUGCCAUUGACCUACUCCGAACUUACGUGCAUCUGCUUCUUCUACCUGUUCCUGCUGAUAAGCUUCCUGGUAUGGUGUGUACGCAAAAAUCGAUUUAGAAGCCAAAUAAAUGAAAGGCAUAAAUGGAAGAAUAGUGAAUCCCACGCAAAAAAUGAGAACGUCGAAUUUUUUAACUACAUUUAUGAGGCGGGCGAGGAGGACGACUCGGAUGACAUUGUAGUGCGACAAGAAGGAUACCAAAAUAACUUUGUCGGGUUUGCACUGAAGAAUGCUUCCAUUUUCCUGUACGUAUGUACCCAUAUCAUUAUCGUCUUCUUAAUUGCAAAUGAGUAUUGCAUACACGAGGGGGCUGAAGUUUUGUGGAAUGAUCGAGCCUUUAUUUUCUUCAUUUUUCUCCUCCUCUGUUUUUCCAUUACGUAUGGCAUUUUAACUGUGAGGAAACAUCUGCACAGCUUUUUUUUGAAACCCGCCCUUCUGAAGGAAAGUGAUUAUGUGUUGAUAUACACGAAAAGCGAUGAGUACGCCAACACGUGUAAAACUUCCCUUAGGCGAAGUUUCUUCCAUGCCUUUAGCUGGGCUAACAGAUGGUAUCACACGUUGGGAAGACGCUUCCGACAUUAUGCAAAUGUGUAUUUGAGCUACCAGGGGGCGAUAAAGCGUGCACUCUUUUUAGAAUUUGCCAAAUGGAGCUUCAUCGGGGGGGAAGCAGAAUUUGGAAGUACGCGCUCAGGAAACAGUGAGGAGGGGAGAUCCCACCCUCUUGGGGGAGGACAAAAGGAUAGUCACCAUAUAAAAUAUGAAGACAUUUUGGAAGACACGCGUUUGUUAAGUGGGCACACGAGGAAGGGACAUUCGUUGGGUCACCACGAAAAGGGGGCCAACAAAAUAGCAGGAAAGGCGCUCGGCAAAGCAGAAUCCCCUGUGAAGACUAAGGCGGGUGCCUCCUGCCCACCCCUGACAGUGCACAAGAUUAAAGUGCAGACAAACGAAAAGAACUUGCGCUACUUCUUCUUCAGAAGCAUGAAGUACGUAUACAACGAAGAGAAGGACGCAUUCCACAACAUCGCACACACCAUUGAGGAAAAAGUGCAAAGUCUCGACUUCAACUACCUACUAAAAAAAGGAGGACUAAACAACAGCGAAAUUAUUAACAACCUAAAUGACUACGGUUACAACAAUAUACACCUCGAAUUUUGCUCCUUUUUUAAAAGCAUAAAAAGAGAGCUGUUAGAUGGCAUCUACAUGUUCCAGCUAUUCAUAACGUACAAAAAUUUCUUCUGGAAGGAGGUGAUAACUUCUCUCAUUUGGCUAAUAAUCUCGUUCAUAAGUGUUGUCAGCAAAAUUAUGAAAAAUGAAAAAAAUAAAAAAGAGAUUUAUGAGAACAUCCAAUCUAGCAACAAUACGCUCGUGACUGUUUAUAGAAAUUCAAUCGUUCAGCAUGUCCCCUCUAGUAAUUUAACCAUAGGAGAUGUGAUCAUUAUAAAUUCAAAGAUGACUAUGCCUUGUGAUUGUCUUUUACUGACGGGUCAAGUUUUAGUAGAUGAAAGUUUGCUAACUGGGGAAUCCAGGCCAAUGAAAAAAACAUGCGUAUCAAAUUUGAGCUCCUUCAACUCCUUUGACAAUAGGACAUACUCAUCUUCUAGUGAUUCUUUCCCCUUUGGGGAAACCUCCAAGGGGAAGAAAUCCAAAUGGAAGAAUGCGUCCCCCCAUGCAGCCAAUCCGAUGAGUGGACAAUUCACGGGGAACACUAACCAUGAAAAAUUCACCAAAGGGAAGUACUACAACGCGAAGCGAAAUUUCCAUCAUAACAAUAUUCUAUACUCUGGCACGGACGUCAUUUCCACGAUGAACUCCACAGAGAGCAUCUACGCAGUGGUGAUAAGUGUGAGCAUAUACACCUACAAGGGGAAAUACAUGCAGAAUGUUCUCUUCCCAAAUCCACUCCUCUUUAAAUACGAUUCGCAACUACCCAUCGUCUUUCUCUUCACUAUUCUCUUUUCUCUCAUAUGCAUGUACUUCCAAAUACGUUCCUUGGGACUUAACAUGACCUCCAUUUUUUACACCAUCGGGACAAUGUCACAGAUACUACCUGUCUGGACCCCCGUUGUUCUAAACAUGGGGUUAAACAUAUCAACCAAUAGAUUGAAGGAGGAGAAAAACAUCCGGUGCAUUGCUCCAUCGAGGAUUCCCAUCUGUGGAAAAAUUAGGAUCUUUUUUUUCGACAAAACGGGCACACUGACGGGGCACAAAAUUGAAUUUUCAGGUGUCCAUUUUAGCAAUAAUGUUUUGAAUGAACAGAAGGCACAGCUGUCUGGGCUCGACAACCAUAGCAGGAGCGUGUCUGACGAUACGUACGAUGUGAAGUAUGAAAGUUAUUACCCCUCCUCCAGUAAAGUUAACUUUAAUUCGGUUAGGAAGAAUGGAUUGCCUAGAAUGGAGUCUGCCCAGCCGGUGGAAAGCAGCGUCCCCCAUGGAGGGGCCUCCUCCUCGGGCGGUGGUUCACAGAGAGAUAAAAAUGUUGUACCGGCGGAAAGCGCAAACGGGGCAGACCAAGAAGAAGCUCUGGAUCAUAUGGACAAGGUAGACCACACAAACGGGGAAGACCACGUGGGUGGUGCGUCCGUGCGCUCCGUUUACUCGAGCAUCGACGAGGAAGUUUUUCCCGUAGUGGCCGAUUUGGUCCAAGCCGCCAGCAGCGCGAAUGAAAACGAAGGCGACUUGGUUGUAGGAGAAAGUAACUUCGUUGCAGGAGAAAGCAACUUCAUUGUAGGAGAAAGCAACUUCAUUGUAGGAGAAAGCAACUUCAUUGUAGGAGAAAGCAGCUUCGUUGUAGACCAAAUGGGAGUAAACACUGACGACCAGAACCGCGUGAGGGAACCCCCCGACGGGGAGGACGCCAGCCAACCCUCCAGCGGAGAUGUCUUCCAAAGCUACGACGAAACGGAUGAGAAUAAAAACCUCGAAAAUCAGGACAAGGAAAUUUCCCCUGAGGGAGAAGAGCAACAGGGAGGGAAUCCCAAUCAGGGAGACCAUGUCGACGGGGCUAACCUUUCAACUUUGCCAAAUGGUGAGAAGGAAAACCUCGAUGAAGAACCAUUUCAGCGCGAAGUGGUGGAACAACUUCCCCUGGAGGAGAAUAGCAUUUCCAUCGAUAUGGACACAGAUGAAUGCCAAAAAAGGGCCAAGAAGGAGAAAGAAAAUACCCCCAUUGUGGGACGCGAAAAUGUUAGUCAAAAGUCUGCCGAGGAGGAGGCAGAGCAGACAGAAGAAGAACCUCCGAUGAGGAGCUGCCACUUCAAUGAGUCCAACUCGUCCAUGAAUUCUGUCACGUCACUCCUUUACAAUAGCAAACUGAUGUGGGCAAAUAAAGCCACUCUGAAAAAUACCCCUCCAAGUUAUCACCUACUAGUGUAUGCCCUUGCGGGAUGCGCCUGUGUGUACACCGAUACAAUUACCAACGAUGUAUAUGGACACGAAAUAGAUAAAAGAUUAUUCGAAGCGACCGAAAUGAAAAUAAGUAACUACAUUAACAAACACAAUAUGAACGUGAAAAAGGUUUCCCUAAAAAUUAAUUACACGUAUAAAUAUUUCGACAUUUUAAAGACAUUCGAAUUUGAUUACUUUACGAAAAUAUCAACUACCCUAGCUUAUGGGUACUUUGACUUGGGGGAGAAAAUUUUUGUCGUUUUUUCAAAAGGAUCUUUUGACAAAAUUUACAAAAAAUGCAUCAAAAAUGAAGAAAUACAAUUUUUUAAAAAGAAAGAACAAGAAUAUAGUAAAAACGGGUUCUACGUAAUUGGGCUAGCUUUUAGAAUCAUAUGUGGUAUAUCCUUUGAGGAAAUAUUACAGCUACCAAGAGAAGAGUUAGAAAAGGAUAUGAGCUUCCUAUCGCUUAUCAUGUUUAGCAAUUACAUCAAGAAGGAUGCCGAGUUGGUUGUUCAAACAUUGAAGAGCUCUUCCAUUAGACCAGUCAUUCUUACUGGCGAUAAUGCAUACAACUGCCUCUACGUGGGGAAUAAAAUUGGUCUCUUCAAUAGUAUUAAUUUUUACGAGUCCUUCCUUUCCAUCAAUAUGAAUUCGAAUACGAACACCAGCUCCAACUCAGCGGAGAGGAUACUAAACGAACGAGAAAAUCUCUUCCUCUCUACUGAGACGAAAUUUUUGUCAUUUGAAAAUUUUAUCAAAUCGAAUGCACAAAUGGGACGGGGCGACGAAGAAAGUAUCCCCGGGAGAGCAGCCAACAACUUCGCCCAUUCGUCUAAUCGGAAGAGGGAAUACGAAGCCGAUUUGUACGCGCCGCAGGGUGAGGGUGCUGAUGGGUCCAGGCAAAGGGGAAGGAACGAAGCUCCCCCUACAGGGCGAACGCAAGACAAAGGGGAGCAAGUAAGAACCCCCCACAGUAACCACCUCCCCAGGGGGACAUCCUCCAAGAUCUACCGUGAUAUGGAUGAGGAGUACACGGCAGGCGAAACCACGGCACUGAUCCACCGGGGAGAGAAGUCUCCACAGGGGGGCAGGCCAAACGGACAUCCCCCCUCCGACGGAAAUAGUUACAACAGCGUGGAAGAAUACAAGGCCGAUCGGGCGAGUGAGGCACCCUUCCUCGAAGCAGUCAGCCAAAUGAACCCGCCGCACAGCAAAAACUCUUACUACACUUACGAGCAAAACGAACAGCGAACCGAAAAUGUUAUUAUCUACGGGUACAUGCAAGAAGCCUCCUCCGAUCUCGUAUUCGUGAACAUACAAAAUGAUAAGAAAGUUAAUUCAGAAGAAGUGCUCUUUGGAAAUAUCUACAAAGAAAUUAUCCUAACGGGUGAAGCAUACACCUACAUAAGGCACACAAUAUUUCAUAUGUCCAAUGAAGAGGAAGACAUAACUUCCUACCGUAACGUUGAAAAGUCGGAAGGAUAUAAAAACUUUCUUCUACGUGUACGGAUUUUCUCCAGACUAACUCCAAAUAACAAAAUGGAGGUCAUCAAGGAUUUCAUAAAAUAUGACUACAUCUCUGGCAUGUGUGGAGAUGGAAGUAACGACUGCGGAGCUUUGAAAAUUUCUCAUGCAGGGUUAGCCUUAUCAGAUGCCGACACUUCAGUGGUAUCCCCAUUUAGUAGCAAAAAUGAAAAUAUAAAAAGCGUCAUUGAUGUCUUGAGAGAAGGUCGAGCUUGUCUAGUCACUUCCAUUAACUGCUACAAGUAUAUGCUACUUUACGGGUUCAUGAUUUCCGUUGUAAAGAUUGUUCUUUUUAUGAAUGCUCAUGCAGUUAUGUCUGAAUAUGGCUACCUCUUCUUCGACAAUGUGAUCCUACUUUUGUUAGCAAAAUCCAUGACCCUUUCCAGACCAGCUAGGAAAUUAAAGACGCAGACUCCCACCUCAAGUAUCAUUGGUGCUCAGACUAUCAUUUCUUUACUGUCCAAUUUGAUUGUUAACUUUUUUUUUCUAUAUAUAAUUAUGCUGCAGUUUUUUUAUGUGUAUGAAUUACCAUCGUCGUAUGAAAUGAACAGCUCUGCUCCCAAGUCUUCUUGGUGGCUCAUGAGCGACAACUACGAGAGCUUUUUGGCCUGCGUGUGGUUCUGCUUCCAAAUUGUGAAUAGCGCCUUUAUCUUCACCUUCGGCGGCAAGUACCGCAAGUCCAUCUUCUCCAACUAUACAUUCAUGGGCGAUAUACUAAUCGAUAUGCUAAUCGAUAUGCUAAGCGAUGCAUGUCUAGCACUGCUCCUUCGAUUAGUGUACUACUGCCUCAUCAACAGCUUCCUGUUCUACCUGACCGUCGGAGGGCCAAACCGACUCACGUGCCUCUUCCGAAUGAACUGCAACGACGAAGUUUCCAGAGCAACCAAAUUCAAAAUUCUAGACCUAUUCUCCUACUCAGCCAGCGGCCUAAGUUUCUACGGCCCAAACGGAAACAACAUCCUUACCACAGGCCACAAAGUCAAGUUCCUUUUUUUAAAUCUCCUUAACAUAGCUGUCAACAUUUGCAUAUCCAAAUACGUUUUGUGCGAACCGCUGUACAACAUGGUCAGGCGGUUCUUCAACUUCCAAAAUAGGAAGGUACCCGUUUAG
Molecule: messenger RNA, 6087 nt
Organism: Plasmodium coatneyi
Lineage: Eukaryota; Apicomplexa; Aconoidasida; Haemosporida; Plasmodiidae
Product: P-type ATPase
Exons: 3
Coding region: 1-6087 (2028 amino acids)
Cellular component (GO): membrane
Molecular function (GO): P-type transmembrane transporter activity; ATP binding; ATP hydrolysis activity
Source: RefSeq, a predicted model, not a curated record